AUGAGUGAUGAUAUAUUUGUGGAUAAAAUCAAGGAAAUCAGUGGUGAUAUCGAAGUCAAGAACUCCUUGAAGAAUGCUGGGCCCAUUAUCAUUGGCAAAAGAGAUUCCAUGAAUGAGAAAGUAGAGGAAAUAAUCAAUUUGAUCAAAGAAAGUCAAAGUGUGGUGAUUUCAGCCAAAGGAAACAAUAUAGGUAAGAUGGUGGGAAUAGUGGAGAUAGCGAAGACUAAAGUGGAAAUAGACCAAUAUAACAAGUUGAUAAAGCAACAAACCGAACAACAUCCUAAAACAGGGGAAGUAAUAGACAAAGGAUUAGAGAAUAAGAAGUUUCUAGUACCUAUAUUGAUAUGUUAUUUAGUUCCUAGGGGUGGUAAUGUUGACUUGACAUGGACUAAGCAGUAG
Yamadazyma jaroonii is the source of this 399-nucleotide messenger RNA. NCBI's taxonomy places the organism in Eukaryota, Fungi, Ascomycota, Pichiomycetes, Serinales, Debaryomycetaceae. The record is from the annotation of a GenBank genome assembly.